Messenger RNA from Malassezia globosa CBS 7966, 1191 nucleotides. RefSeq lists its product as uncharacterized. Gene Ontology annotation, biological process: proton transmembrane transport. Gene Ontology annotation, cellular component: vacuolar proton-transporting V-type ATPase, V1 domain. Bases 1 to 1191 code for a protein of 396 amino acids. Gene Ontology annotation, molecular function: proton-transporting ATPase activity, rotational mechanism. Lineage: Eukaryota; Fungi; Basidiomycota; Malasseziomycetes; Malasseziales; Malasseziaceae. The record is from RefSeq and is a predicted model, not a curated record. The transcript has 3 exons.
AUGCCGUCCGACACGAGCAACUGGAUCAUCAGUGUGCCGGUGCAGGAAGAGAAAAGCCAGGAGCAGAUGCUCCAAGACAUGGUGACGCGGCUUGUGCGUGAUUCGGCUUGCGAUGAAUCAGACGUCGCUCCUCUCCGUAUACCAUCGCUGAAAACAGGCACACUCGAGUCUUUGAUCAUCAUGGCUGAGGAUCUGCCGAAAAUCGACAAUCUCUUUGCAGCGAUCGUCUCGCGCAUCGUCGAUGCUCUUCGUGCACUUUUGAAUGAUGACGAGGAUGCGCUUAAUGAGAACCUGAACAUUGAUGGCAUGAGCGUCGAGGACUAUGUAAUGUCGUGGCAGUGGAACAGUGGCAAGUACCGCAUUGAAAAGUCACUCAAUGAGCUGAUGGAGCUUUUGACAAAAGAAAUGCAGUCCAUCGAUCACAUCAUGAAGCAAAAGUUGUCAUCAUACAGCGCCGCGAAAGGACAGCUGCAGCAGCUUGAGCGGAAGAAGCAUGGCAACCUUACUGUGUGCUCCUUGGCUGACAUUGUGCACAAAGACGACAUGGUAGAUGCAAACUCAGAAUUCCUCGUCACGCUGCUCGUUGUUGUGCCGAAGAACCAUGCGAAAGAUUGGCUGUCUAAAUACGAGCGCCUCACGCCCAUGGUCGUCCCACGCUCGUCGUCAGAGCUCGCACAGGACGACGAGUAUAUCUUGUACAAUGUGACCCUGUUCAAGAAAUUCCAAGAUGAAUUUAUUCAAAAGGUGCGCGAGAACAAGUUCCAUCUCCGUGAGUUUGUAUGGGAUGAGGGUCUCCUUGCACGCGAGCGUGAAGAACUGGAAGAGGCUGGCGCAUCAGAAAAGGAGCUCUGGACAGAACUUUUGCGACUCAGUUGCAUCAACUUUGCCGAGGCAUACCAGGCCCUCUUCCACUUCAAGGUCAUCCGUACAUUUGUCGAGAGUGUGUUGCGAUUUGGUCUGCCAGCUUCAUACUUUGUGACGGUCAUUGAGCCGACACCUCGGAAAGCCAAGACCAUCAUCAAGUCACUUGUGAAUCAAUUCAGUUAUCUGAACGAAUACAUAUCCAGCAAGGAGAAGAAUGCCCCUGCACCUUCUACACAGCAGCAUGAAACGCCUGGCGAGUUUGUCAAUCUUCUCGAGCAGGAAGUGUUCCCAUUCGUCCUCACUGAGCAGUCCAUGAUCAUAGUAUAA